GGUAAAGGAGCAUAAGGAGUGCAAACUCCAUCAUGGAGCUAUUCGGAGCAGUCACCCUUUUCCUUGUCAUCUACCUGUCUUUCCUUGCCAUUGUAUCAUUUAAGAGGAAACUAUCAAACAAGGGGAGGCUCCCUCCGGGACCCACUCCCUUACCUCUGAUUGGGAAUUUCUUACAGAUCAAGUCAUCAGAAACCUUAAAAUCUCUCCUCAAGCUGAGUGAAAUCUAUGGCCCCGUGUUCACAGUCUAUUUUGGAACACGGCCAAUUGUGGUCUUGUGUGGACAUGAUGCCGUGAAGGAGGCCCUGAUAGACAAGGCAGAUGAAUUCAGUGGAAGGGCCACCAACCCUACUCUGGAACGGACCUUCAAAGGACAUGGGGUGGCCUUUGCCAAUGGAGAGCGUUGGAAGCAACUACGGAGAUUUUCUCUCAAUGUCCUGAGGCAUUUUGGGAUGGGGAAAAAAUCAAUUCAGGAACGGAUCCAAGAGGAAGCCCAGUUCCUGCUGGAGGAAUUCAGGAAGACUAAAGAGAAGCCCUUUGACCCCACCUACUUCCUCAGCCGGACUGUCUCAAACGUCAUUUGCUCCAUUAUUUUUGGGGAUCGCUUUGACUAUGAGGACAAGGAAUUCCAGUCCCUCAUGGAGAUGAUAAACAUCACCUUCCGGGAGAUGAGCUCAGGCCAGGCUCAGUUCUAUGAUAUGUAUGUCAGCUUUCUGAAGUAUUUCCCAGGACCUCCCGUCAAAGUUUACGAUAGCCUGGAAAACAUGAGGCUCUUCAUUGCCAAGAAAGUGAAGAAGAAUAAAGACACUUUUGAUCCCAACUUCCAAAGAGAUUUCAUCGAUUGUUUUCUCAACCAGAUGGAAAAGGAAAAAAACAAGCCAGCCAGUGAAUUCCAUGACUGGAACUUAGAGCUCACUACCCUGAACUUGUUUGUUGCUGGAACAGAGACAGUCAGCUCCACCCUGAGAUAUGGGUUUCUGUUUCUGAUGAAACAUCCUGAAGUUCAAGCAAAAGUGCAUGAAGAAAUUGAUAAAGUGAUUGGCCGCAGUCGUGUCCCAAACAUUGAAGACCGGAGCCAGAUGCCCUAUGUGGAUGCCGUCAUUCAUGAAACACAGAGAUGCAGUGAUCUCGUUCCCAUGGAUGUGGCUCACAGGGUUAUCCGUGACACUGAAUUCAGAGGAUACCUUAUCCCUAAGGGGACAGAAAUUUAUCCUAUUCUCAGCAGUGUCCUUCAUGACCCCACAAUGUUUAAAAGACCCUUUGCUUUUGACCCAGAGAAUUUCCUGGAUGAGAACGGGCGUUUCAAGAAGAACGAUGCCUUUAUCCCAUUCUCCUCAGGAAAGCGGAUUUGUCUGGGCGAAUCCUUGGCCCGCAUGGAGCUCUUCCUCUUCUUCACCACCAUCCUGCAGAGCUUCCACCUGAAGCCCACUAUCCCCCCUGAGGACAUUGACCUCACUCCUCUGGAAAGUGGCUUGAUCACUGUCCCACCCUUCUACCAGCUCUCUGUAGUCCCACGCUGACCCAAAGAGUGUGUUGUCUACAGCCAUCAAUCUCUUACAGAUGCUGAAUCCCACAACUCCUCAGUGGAAACCCCAUAUUCUGUUUUCUGCCCCAUGAAGAGAGUGAGGAAGUUUAUGAUUCAUUGUGGAUGAAGGCAUAUGCUUUGAAUUUGAAAGCCUGUGAUUCUGUCUUAUCUGUUUAUAAUCUCUGUAUCUAAGGAAUGUGUAAAUCUUGAAAUAUUAAACAUAUCAACAUUG
This is a messenger RNA of Anolis carolinensis (green anole), 1754 nucleotides long. Its product is annotated as cytochrome P450 2G1. Gene Ontology annotation, biological process: epoxygenase P450 pathway; xenobiotic metabolic process. Gene Ontology annotation, molecular function: iron ion binding; heme binding; oxidoreductase activity, acting on paired donors, with incorporation or reduction of molecular oxygen, reduced flavin or flavoprotein as one donor, and incorporation of one atom of oxygen. Lineage: Eukaryota; Metazoa; Chordata; Lepidosauria; Squamata; Anolidae. The transcript is spliced from 9 exons. Bases 33 to 1517 code for a protein of 494 amino acids. The record is from RefSeq and is a predicted model, not a curated record. Gene Ontology annotation, cellular component: intracellular membrane-bounded organelle; cytoplasm.